AUGUCGCACUCAACUACAGUCAAGUGGUACCCAUGCACCAAGUCGCACCCAACUCCAGUGAAGUCGUACCCAUGCACCAAGUCGCAACCAACCCCAGUCAAGUGGUACCCAUGCACCAAGUCACACCCAACUCCAAUCAAGUGGUACCCAUACACCAAGUCGCACUCAACUACAGUCAAGUGGUACCCAUGCACCAAGUCGCACCCAACUCCAAUCAGGUGGUACCCAUACACCAAGUCGCGCCCAACUCCAGUCAAGUCGUACCCAUGCACCAAGUCGCACCCAACUACAGUCAAGUGGUACCCAUGCACCAAGUCGCAACCAACUCCUGUCAAGUGGUACCCGUACACCAAGUCGCACCCAACUCCUGUCAAGUGGUACCCAUAA
Liolophura sinensis is the source of this 387-nucleotide messenger RNA. Its product is annotated as protein FAM83H-like. The transcript has a single exon. The coding region runs from base 1 to 387 and encodes 128 amino acids. Lineage: Eukaryota; Metazoa; Mollusca; Polyplacophora; Chitonida; Chitonidae. The record is from RefSeq and is a predicted model, not a curated record.